CAUGGGUUUAAUAUUAUCUCUAAUGAAGAGCAGUCACAGCUUCAUUCAUAAAACAGCGACUAGCGUUCAGUCCCCGGCAUUACUGAAGCGUUCCGUUCCGUUCCAUUCUGACGCAGCGAGAGGAGGCGAGCAGCUGAAGCCCCGCUCGGUGGAGAAUAAGAGCCGGACGCCGUCGGUCUCCGUUUAAACGAGCUCUCUUUCGUCACACUUUUCCCGGGAUCCCGGCGAAGCGAGCGCCCGUGUCUCUCUGUAAAGCGGUCCGGAGCGCCGCGCCGCGGAAGGUCUCCCCGCUCGAGAGACGCAGUGGUUCGGUCCGGGAUCGCGGAAGCUCUGAGAGAGUCGGAGAAGUUUGUGUCGAUGUUCUCGUGAGGAGUCCGAAGAGACGCGCGGAGACUCGAGAUGCGGCGGAAGCAGAAGAGGCUGCUGCAGGUCGCGCUGCUGCUGCUGCUGGUGUUCCUGUUCCUGCCGAGCGUCGGCUUGUGGUCCGCGUCUCUGGAGCGGAUGUUUGACAGCUCCGCGGACGCCGCCGGACUCUCCGACCUACAGAGAAUGAACAGACAGAGAGAGCAGAGCGCCGGCGUGAGGAAGAAGGACUGGCACGACUACGCUCUGAUGAGGAACGAAGCGGCUCGUUCAGGUGUGGGUGAGCAGGGCAGGCCGUAUCCUCUGAGCGACUCGGACCGCGUGGACCAGGCCUACAGAGAGAACGGAUUCAACAUAUUCGUCAGCAACCGCAUCGCCCUCAACAGAUCGCUGCCGGACAUCAGACACCCGAACUGUAAGACCAAGCUGUACACAGAAGAUCUUCCCCACACCAGCAUCAUCAUCCCCUUCCACAACGAGGGCUGGUCGUCUCUGCUGCGCACCGUUCACAGCGUCCUCAACCGCUCGCCGGCGCAGCUCAUCGCCGAGAUCAUCCUCGUGGGCGACUUCAGCGACAAAGAACACCUGAAGGCUCCCCUGGAGGAGUACAUGGUGCGUCUGCCCAAGGUUCGAAUCCUGCGCACUAAGAAGCGUGAGGGUCUGAUCCGGACACGACUGCUGGGCGCCGCGGCUGCGAAGGGUCAGGUCAUCACCUUCCUGGACUCACACUGCGAGGCUAACGUGAACUGGCUGCCUCCGUUACUGGAUCGCAUCGCAGAGAACCGGAAGGCGAUCGUGUGUCCGAUGAUUGAUGUGAUCGACCACGAUAACUUCGGCUACGAGACGCAGGCCGGCGACGCCAUGAGAGGAGCCUUCGACUGGGAGAUGUACUACAAACGCAUCCCUAUCCCAGCUCAGCUGCAGAAAACUGACCCCAGCGACCCGUUUGAGUCUCCGGUGAUGGCCGGCGGGCUCUUCGCUGUGGACAGGAAGUGGUUCUGGGAGCUGGGAGGAUAUGACACGGGUCUGGAGAUCUGGGGAGGAGAGCAGUACGAGAUCUCCUUCAAGGUGUGGAUGUGUGGAGGCCGUAUGGAGGACAUCCCCUGCUCUCGAGUCGGUCACAUCUACAGGAAAUACGUGCCCUAUAAAGUACCGGGCGGAGUGAGCCUCGCCAGGAACCUGAAGCGCGUGGCCGAGGUGUGGAUGGACGAGUACGCCGAGUUCAUCUACCAGCGACGGCCGGAGUACCGGCACCUGUCCGCCGGAGACGUGACGUCUCAGAAGGAGCUGAGGAGCAGACUGAGCUGCAGGAGCUUCCGCUGGUUCAUGACCGAAGUGGCCUGGGAUCUGCCCAAACACUACCCUCCUGUGGAGCCUCCGGCCGCCGCCUGGGGAGAGCUGCGUAACGUGGGCUCCGGUCUCUGCAUGGAGAGCAAGCACUUCUCCUCUGGUUCCCCGAUCCGUCUGGAGAAGUGUCUGAAGGGACGAGGCGAGCCGACCUGGAGUCACGGUCAGGUCUUCACGUUCGGCUGGAGAGAAGACAUUCGAGUCGGAGACCCGCUGCACACUAAGAAGGUGUGUUUCGACGCCGUGUCUCACAGCAGCCCUGUGACUCUCUACGACUGCCACGGGAUGAAGGGGAACCAGCUGUGGGCCUACAGGAAGGAUCAGAGCCUCUAUCACCCCAUCAGUAACAGCUGUGUGGACUCAGACGCUGCUCAGAAGCGGAUCUUCAUGAACUCGUGUGAUCCGUCGUCUCUCGGACAGCAGUGGAUCUUCCAGAACACCAACGCCACGGUCCUGGACUCCUUCAACCACAGCGACUGAGCACUCAUCAUCUUCAUCAUCAUCUUCAUCACUCUCCAGACUGUGUGUCUGAGGACGAUCUCAGAGAUGAUUCCCGUCACAGUCUGAUGCCGUCUCUCAUAAACACUGACGGCUUUAUUUAUUUGCCUGCUCCCUUCCACAGAUUCAUCAAGGAAACGGUUCUCAUGAAACCUGAUUUUAUUACCCACCGUCUUUGUUGUUAACAAAUUAGUUUUUUCUCAUUUUAGGACAUAAUAUUUUAAUGCGAAGGCUGCAGGUUUGGGUUAAACCCCUUCAGAAGCUGUUCUGAGGAAGUCUUAGUCGAUCUUGUUAUAUUCUCCUGGAAACCAGUGCAGUUGAUCUAAGAUUAAGAUCCUUCCAUCAGUCUCAUGUAGUUUCUUCCCCAUCAUCUGGUUCUCAGUAACUGUUUGCACCCAAA
This is a messenger RNA of Puntigrus tetrazona (Sumatra barb), 2608 nucleotides long. RefSeq names its product polypeptide N-acetylgalactosaminyltransferase 10-like. Gene Ontology annotation, cellular component: Golgi apparatus. Lineage: Eukaryota; Metazoa; Chordata; Actinopteri; Cypriniformes; Cyprinidae. The record is from RefSeq and is a predicted model, not a curated record.